This is a messenger RNA of Phaeodactylum tricornutum CCAP 1055/1, 2306 nucleotides long. Its product is annotated as acetate-coa, ligase. The record is from RefSeq and is a predicted model, not a curated record. NCBI's taxonomy places the organism in Eukaryota, Bacillariophyta, Bacillariophyceae, Surirellales, Neidiaceae. Bases 75 to 2102 code for a protein of 675 amino acids. Gene Ontology annotation, molecular function: AMP binding; acetyl-CoA synthetase activity. The transcript has 2 exons.
CGUUCGUCUACUCGGGACGUAGUACAUUCAAGUCUCUCCAAUCCUUCGUAUUCUUCGUUUUUCUUCUUUGUUCGAUGACUUCUCUGAAUGAUCAAGAAUCGUCGAAAGGUUUGGCGGCGCACGAGAUCCCAAAGCUCUUUGAUCCUAUUGGCAAGGCUUCCAUUUCCUUGGAGGACUACAAGCAGGCACAUGCCGAGUCUAUAAGGGACCCCUCCGCCUAUUGGUCGCAGCAAGCUAAAUCCUACCUUGAUUGGUACGUUCCUUUCGAUCAGGCAUUGACGGGAGACUUUUCUGCCGGUGACAUUGCCUGGUUUGCUGGCGGUAAGCUCAAUGUUUGUUACAACGCGAUUGAUCGUCACGUGCGCAACGGCAAGGCUGAUCAAGUCGCCCUGGUCUGGGAAGGCGACGAACCAGAUGACAUCCGUCGUUUGACCUACCUCGACAUGCAACGCAAGAUUUCACAGAUUGCGAAUGCUUUGCACGCUCAGGGUGUUCGGCGUGGCGACGUUGUCACUAUUUACAUGCCCAUGAUUCCGGAAUUGCCCAUGACCAUGUUGGCCUGUGCCCGUAUGGGAGCCAUGCAUUCGGUUGUGUUUGCCGGGUUUUCCUCCGAAGCCUUGGCCCAGCGCAUCUCGGCGGCGCGCUCAGCCUUUGUGGUCACGGCCGAUCUGGGCAAACGCGGAGGCAAGUCGAUUGAUUUGAAAGGAAUUGUGGAUGCCGCACGUGCCAAAAUCGAUUGCGAAGACAUUAUCACGUCGGUCAUGGUCUGGGAGCGAUUUUUCGACCAAGAUUCCGAAACAGCUCCCUAUGAUAUGCAGCCAAAGGAUGUACGCAUGGAUCUGCUGGUAGCGGGACAGCGACCCUGUCACGUUCCCGAGUGGAUGGAUGCAGAAGACGGUCUCUUUUUGCUCUAUACAAGUGGAAGUACGGGAACACCCAAGGGUCUAUUGCACACGACGGGAGGCUACGCACUAUACGCUGCGUUUACCACCAAGAAUUCCUUUGCGUUGGAAGACGGUGAUUUGUUCGCGUGUGUAGCCGAUUGCGGUUGGAUUACUGGCCACACGUACGUUGUCUACGGUGCACUAUUGAACGGAGCAACCACUUUCGUCUUUGAGUCGACGCCCGUCUACCCGGACCCUGGUCGCUACUGGGACAUGGUCGAGCGCCACAAGAUUACUCAAUUUUACACCGCACCUACCGCCAUUCGUUUGUUAAUGCGGUAUGGCGAUCAUCACCCCGCGAAGUACGAUAUGUCAUCCGUCAAGGUGCUUGGAACUGUCGGUGAACCCAUUAACCCCGAAGCCUGGCGCUGGUACUUUGAAGCCGUGGGCAAGUCCAAAUGUACCAUUGUCGAUACAUACUGGCAGACGGAGACCGGCGGACAUAUUGUCACAAAUUUUCCCGGUGUUACACCCAUGAAGCCUGGAUCUUGUACCUUUCCAAGUUACGGUAUAGAUACGGUGAUUCUGGAUCCCAUGUCCGGGGAGCCGGUGACGGAAGCAAACGAGAAGGGACACAAGGAAGGAGUUUUGGCUGUUCGUCAACCGUGGCCCGGCAUGGCCCGUACAUGCUUAGGUGACCACCACCGAUUCAUGACUACCUACUUGAAAGUGUACGAGGGCUACUACUUCACUGGCGACUCCGCCUAUUUGGACCAAGAUGGUUUCCACUGGAUCGUUGGGCGUGUCGAUGACGUUUUGAACGUUUCUGGGCAUCGUAUUGGAACAGCCGAGGUCGAAUCUGCGUUGGUUUCUCAUGCUGCGGUCGCGCAAGCUGCUGUUGUUGGACAACCUCACGAAAUCAAAGGCCAGUCCAUUGCCGCAUUUGUUAUGCUCACGGACGGCUUUUCUGAAUCGGAAUCACUAAUCAAGGAACUGCGAAGUCUAGUGCGUCAAGAAAUAGGUGGGUUUGCUCAACCUGACUUAAUUUGUGCAACCCAAAGCCUUCCCAUGACACGGUCUGGAAAAAUCAUGCGUCGUAUAUUGCGCAAAAUUGUUUGCAAUGAAGUCGAGUCCCUGGGCGACACUUCUACUUUGGCCGACCCAUCAAUCGUGGACGAGCUCAUUGCCAAGGUUGCCGAACUACAAGCAGCCAAGUAAGCUUGUUUCCUACGCUAUCGGUGACGAUACUGUCAUUGACAUUUAGUUGGGGAGGUAUAGUAAGAUCGAAAGAGAACCAAGGUUGAGAGAUUUCUUAUGGGCACUGGGUAAAAGUUACAACAAGUCUAGCCGAGCGCAGGGUCUUGCUAUUUUGCUUGUUGUCGAUACCAAACACAAACUAAGAAACAUAUGUCUGUUGCGCGU